Molecule: messenger RNA, 928 nt
Organism: Scatophagus argus
Lineage: Eukaryota; Metazoa; Chordata; Actinopteri; Scatophagidae
Product: OCIA domain-containing protein 1-like
Exons: 8
Coding region: 143-850 (235 amino acids)
Cellular component (GO): endosome
Source: RefSeq, a predicted model, not a curated record
CAACUUUUUAUUUCCGGGUUACGUCAGUGUUGGCUCGAGCAAUGACAUUGUCCCAAACUAAGAAGUCGGUCUGUCUAGUGGCUCACAGUCUGUUAUUUCAGAUGCUUUGAAAGUUUAAAUUAGCACCGACAGUGUUGUCAACAUGACAUCCACCACGACAGGUUUCACGGAGAACCGGCAACCCGGUAGAGGACAGGGGCCAGUGGGCUUGGAGUACAUCCCCACAGAAGAAGAGAGGAGGGUGUUCAAAGAGUGCAACCAGGAGGCCUUUUGGUACAGGUCGGCGCCCUUCUCCGCGAUUAGCAUGGCUGUCACUCAAGCCCUUGUUGUCAGAGGGACCCUGUCUGCAUCUCCAAGGUUUGGAUCGCUACCCAAAGUGGUCUUUGCUGGCUUCUGUGGCUACCUGGCUGGGAAACUGUCAUACAUGAAGACGUGCCAGGAGAAGUUCAAGCGGCUGGAGAACUCCCCUCUGGGAGAGGCUCUUAGACAGAGGACUGGGCUGCCCCAGCAAUACGGUGCUCAGUCAGAGCUGAGUAACCCAGACACCCAGUCGUUUGAGACCGUGUUCCAGCCAGCAGAAGAUCUCAGCCACAAAAACUACAAUACAGAAUCAGUCAUGCAGUUGGGCAAAUCAGAUGACUUCAGUACUCCAGUUGAGUCAUACGUGGAAGAAGAGGAGCCCAAGAAGAAGGCCAUCCUCUAUGAGGACCUGAGGCUCAAAAACAGAGAGAACUAUGAGGUCACGCUAUCUCAGAAGGCUGACACACUGCUCAAAACGUCACCCGAGAAGGAGCCAAAAAGACCUAAAAAAGAGGUGAAGAAUAUCUAUGGAGACACCUGGGAGGAAUGAGUCCUUACUUAAAGUUUAUAAUCUGUUCUUGAUGUUUUCUUUGUAAGUCAAUUAAAGCAAAUCACAUUAGGUUUAAAA